GACAGUAUUUAUAGUAUUCUAACCUAAAAUGUUUUAAGUCUUUUGCCAGUAUUUUGUUUUUGAUUGUGAAAUAACUGUUUUCCAUUCUGUAAAUGAUGAUUUUAAGGGUGAUUCGACUGCAGUCGGCCUUGAGUAGAAAAUAUGCGGUGCGAACAUUUGCCACAAGAUCCGUGACAAAUCUCUUCGAUAGAGGUUUCGUUAAAGAAGUCUUUCCACCGGAUUCAAGACACAAAAUCGAAGAGAUUACAACUGAAUCGCCACAAAGCAUUUAUGCUGGAUUUGAUCCAACUGCAGACAGUCUUCACAUCGGAAACUUAUUGGUUAUCAUUGGUUUGCUUCAUUUUCAACGUGCCGGUCAUCAUCCGAUUGCUUUGGUUGGUGGAGCUACCGGUAUAAUUGGUGACCCAAGUGGCAAAUCUACCGAACGGAAUGCACUGGAAACGAAAGAAUUGAAACAUAAUUUAUCGUGCAUAAAGAAGCAAUUGCAUAAGAUUUUCGAUAAUCAUCGAAAAUAUCUAUGGAAUGAAAAAGUGCAGGGAAAAUUGAACGCAGUCAAAUAUGUUGACAAUGCUGAGUGGUAUGAGAAAAUGUCAUUUUUGGACUUUAUCGGAAGCAUCGGCCGACACUUUCGUCUCGGAGACAUGUUGAAUCUAACGUCGGUGCGUUCCCGAAUGGAGAGUGACGAAGGAAUCAGUUUUACCGAAUUUUCUUACCAAGUAUGCCAGUCGUACGAUUGGUGGCAACUGUUCAAACACCAUAAAUGCCGCUUUCAACUGGGUGGAGCCGAUCAAUUGGGCAACAUCAGUGCAGGGUAUCGUUUAAUCAAGCGGUUAGAGAGUAAUAAAAAUGCCUUCGGUAUCACAAUACCUAUAUUGACUACGCGAGACGGCAAGAAGCUGGGAAAAUCUGAAGGCAAUGCAAUUUGGCUUCAUCCUGAAAAAACCUCACCAUUUUCAUUGUACCAAUUUUUCGUUCGAACACCAGACGACGAAGUGGAAAAUCUUUUGAAAAUGUUGUCCUUCUUUUCACUCGAAGAAAUCAACGAGAUUAUGAUUGAACAAAAUAAGGCCACACAUCUGAGGCUGGCGCCGAAAAAAUUAGCCGAACAAUUGACUCUUUUGAUACAUGGAGAGGAUGGACUAAAGAAAGCCCAACAAGUCACAGCAGCUCUGUAUGAUGGAGAUUUUGCUGCGCUGUCAUCACUGAGCCAAGCUGAAAUGAAGAGCAUUUUCGUUGGUGCCAAGGUGCAUGAGAUUUUACUCGAGCCAGGAAUGACGGUUCUAGAUUUAGUGCUCAAAGCCAAAAUUUACAAACAUGAUCGUGAAGCAAUGAGAUACAUAACACAAGGUGGAUUCUAUAUCAACCAAAAUCGAUGUAAAAAUAUCGCCGAAGUGAUAUCGCCCGCUGUGCAUAUUUUAGCCAACAAUUUCACACUUUUACGGACUGGAAGCCGCAACUAUUUUAUUAUUAGUUGGAGAAAGUGAAGAAUUAUAGCAAAAUUCAUCAUGUAAAUAAAUUGUUUAAUAAUAAAAACAAAUACAAAUUUAAAAAAAAAAA
Messenger RNA from Sitodiplosis mosellana (orange wheat blossom midge), 1557 nucleotides. RefSeq names its product tyrosine--tRNA ligase, mitochondrial (gene TyrRS-m). Gene Ontology annotation, biological process: tyrosyl-tRNA aminoacylation. Lineage: Eukaryota; Metazoa; Arthropoda; Insecta; Diptera; Cecidomyiidae. Gene Ontology annotation, molecular function: ATP binding; RNA binding; tyrosine-tRNA ligase activity. The record is from RefSeq and is a predicted model, not a curated record. The transcript has 5 exons. Bases 93 to 1484 code for a protein of 463 amino acids. Gene Ontology annotation, cellular component: mitochondrion; cytosol.